Molecule: messenger RNA, 2321 nt
Organism: Tribolium madens (black flour beetle)
Lineage: Eukaryota; Metazoa; Arthropoda; Insecta; Coleoptera; Tenebrionidae
Product: rho GTPase-activating protein 1-like
Exons: 8
Coding region: 224-1639 (471 amino acids)
Biological process (GO): small GTPase-mediated signal transduction; negative regulation of endocytic recycling
Cellular component (GO): cytoplasm
Molecular function (GO): GTPase activator activity
Source: RefSeq, a predicted model, not a curated record
UUGGGCGAUUGUCAAAUUGUCAGAAGACGUCAAAAAUAAUUUAUCGUAAUUUACAUGUUUACUUCCUGAAAUUAACGUUAUUACAAUCAGAAGUCGUUUCAGUAACUAUAACAUUUUUUUGCGUUUAUGAUUUGUGUAAUUGGGUGUUUGUUUUUUACCGGGAAAGUGGGUGUGCUAAUAAAAACGAAAAUCUCCUUUUGAAAUGACUUAAUUUGCAUUUAAGAUGAAUACCAACAAGUUCAGUCCAACGCGAAACUUUUCAGGUAAUCUGACUGAUAACAAUGAGGAGCCCUACCCAAGCUUAUCGGAUUAUCACGACUACGAACCUAAUCUCGAAUUCGAUGAUAGCGAAUUGCAUCAGAGCCCCGAUAUUGUUGUUCAAACAGCCGAGUUGAUUCAAAUGGAGUCAAACGGCAUUAAUUCGCCGAUUCCUGAUUUCACCGAUGACAACUUUGAGGAAGAGUUAGCCGACCCCAGCGAAGAGAAUUUAGACAGUUUAGUAUACUCCCCUUCCUACCCCGAAGUCGAUGAUUCCCCCACACGUAAGUUUUCCGAGAUUGAUAAACAUAAAAUCGUCGAUGUGAAAGGAGACGACAAUGCCGGGAGAAAAAUCAUCGUUGUGUACGCCCAUCGGCUACCGCCCAUCGCCGAGAUCAAUCACAGUCUAUUUUUAAAUUAUCUUACCCACACUCUAGACCAGUAUGUGGAACAGGAUUAUAGCUUAGUGUACUUCCAUUAUGGCCUCUCAAGCAAGAAUAAACCCUCCCUGAGGUGGCUUGUCCAAGCUUAUAAAGCUUUUGAUAGGAAAUAUAAAAAGAAUUUGAAAGCUUUGUUCUUAGUCCAUCCAACUGGCUUCCUAAAAUUCGUCUCGCAGAUCUUUAGACCGCUAAUUAGCGCAAAAUUUGGAAAAAAAAUCAAUUACAUAAACACUUUGAAAGAGUUAAAUGAGCACAUAUCGCUGGAAAAAUUGGACAUUCCGCAAGAAGUGAUUGAACAUGAUAGAAAACUUGGGGGUAGUGUAACCCCAACAACUGACGGUAGUUUCCAACCUGCGUCACCUCUCCAACAAUUUGGAGUGACCCUUCAAUUUAUUAAAGACAAUUACAAUGUAGUUAUACCACCAGUUGUCAAACAGUGUGUCGAAUAUUUGGAUCAACCAGAUGCCCUAGAGACUGAAGGUAUAUUUAGAAGAUCUGCAAAUACUCUAAAAAUAAGACAGUUGAAAGAAGCCGCAAAUCAGGGUGAAACUCUGACUUUUGCCGACGCUCAUGAAGCUGCAGUUUUGCUGAAAACAUUUCUCCGCGAGCUGAAAGAACCUCUAUUAACUUACGAAUUGUAUGACGAAAUCAUACAAUUUCAAACUUGGGAAAAAGACCAACAACUACGACAGGUUUCAAUCCUAGUCAUGGAAAAGCUUCCAGUUGAUAAUUAUCAAAUUUUGAAAUACAUUAUUAGCUUCCUUUCAAGGGUGAUGGAAAGGGCCGACUUGAAUAAAAUGAAUGCACAAAACUUAGCUGUGGUUUUCGGCCCUAAUCUAGUGUGGUCUGAAGUCGAAUCGAUGUCACUUGUGGCUAUAGGUCCCAUCAACAUGUUCACCCAGUUUUUGUUGCUACAUUGUAAUGCGAUAUUUAUGAUUUAAAAUGCUUUAGGAAAUCGAUUCUGUGAUUGUUAUUGCAUUUUUUUCAGUACAAAAUUCUUUUUUACAAUCUAGAUCGCGACCACUUGCAACAGGGUUUCUGUGUCAAGAUUAAUUUGAGCCAUAAUUGUAUUUUAAUUAAUUGUUAUCAUCUCAUAUUAAUUAAUAAUGUUGAUCAUAAAAAUAGUUUGCCUGGAUAUAUCAUGUUAGAAAAAGAUGUAAGAGAUUUUAAACUACCACUUUGUGUUGCUUAUUACGACAAAACAUAAGACUUAUAGAAGUAGUUAUGUAACUGUAAAAGCAGUAACAAAUGUAGUAAUUUUGUAAAUUAUAUAUAUUGGUGCAUAUCCUUUAUUGAGGAAGAGUUAAAUAUUUUGUACUUAUAUUUGUUAAAAAUUUAAGUUCCAUUAAAGGGUAUGUGCCUGAUUUUGUAUAUUGAACGAAAAAUAGUCAAAAUGCCAAAGAACUGUUUUAAACCUCUGGGUUCUAAAUUAGAUUCUACAUUUGUUAAUUUCAAUUUCUUUAUUUCAGUGAAAAUAGUUUACAGGUCCAAUGUAGAACAUUUCAUAUUGUUUCUACCUCUUGUAUUUAUUAACCCACUAACCAUUCCAUUAGGUUUUAUUUUAUUUUUUAUAUUAUAUGUCUUAUAACCCUACCAAUAGAGUAUGAUAUAAAAAUCUCAUAA